UCAGAGGUUGCAGGUCAGACACCGCCUCAGCGGGACGGCUUGAUAGCUAUGUAGCUCGCCGGCUGGAAGGGUGGCUGCGCUUUCUGGAAGCUUCCUGCGAGAAAGAGCGUCGCGGGUUUUGCGGCCCUUGCAGCUCCCGCCGCCGUCACCGCCUUUGCCAAUCUCCUGGGGCUUUUUUUCUGCUCCCGUUCCGUGGAGGAGCCGCCACUGACGCCAUGUUCGGCUGUCUAGUGGCCGGGAGGCUGGUGCAAACAGUUGCACAGCAAGUGGCAGAGGAUAAAUUUGUAUUUGACUUACCUGAUUAUCAAAGUAUCAACCAUGUCGUGGUGUUUAUGCUGGGAACAGUCCCAUUUCCUGAUGGCAUGGGAGGAUCUGUCUACUUUUCAUAUCCUGAUUCAAGUGGAAUGCCAGUAUGGCAACUCUUGGGGUUUGUCACGAAUGGGAAACCAAGUGCCAUCUUCAAAAUUUCAGGUCUUAAAUAUGGGGAAGGCAGCCAGCAUCCUUUUGGAGCCAUGAAUAUUACCCGUACUCCAACUGUUGCACAGAUUGGCAUUUCAGUGGAAUUACUGGAUAAUUUGGCCCAGCUGACUCCUGUUGGCAAUGCUGCUGUAUCAUCUGUUGAUUCAUUCACUCAGUUUACUCAGAAGAUGUUGGAUAACUUCUAUAAUUUUGCUUCAUCAUUUGCUGUGUCUCAGGCCCAGAUGACACCAAAUCCAUCUGAAGUUUUCAUUCCAGCAAACGUGGUUCUGAAAUGGUAUGAAAACUUUCAAAGGCGACUAAGCCAGAACCCUCUUUUUUGGAAAACAUGAUUUAAAUAAAGUAAUUUUUAAAGGGUUCUGAACCAUUGUCAUAUUUUGGAGAUAAUAAACCAACUGCUAUCUAAAGCAUGGGGAUAAAGGAAUAAUGAAAUCUAAAUGGAAAAACUUCUUUUUAAUUAAAAUAAAGAAAAAAACAGUUAAAUUAAAAACAGAAAAUCCAAAAUGUCCUCACUGUUGUUUUUUUCUUUACAAAUUGAAAAACAUAUUCGAAAAUAAUAAAAGCAUUUUAUGUGAUUUGGUUAAAUAUGAACUAAUUAAAAUAGAUUUUUAAUAAGUCAUGAUUUUGAUGCCUUUCUGUGUAAUAUAAAACUUAACUAAAAAUGGCAUCACUUUUAUAAAUUCUCUUAAUUCUAUAAAUUAAGUUAGUUGUUCCAGAUUCAAUAAGAAAUUAGACAAAAUUUUUCUUGUAGAUUUCUCUCCUUUAAAAUCUUCAAAAAAGAUAACUUUUCAUGUAUUAGAAAGUAAGAUGGGCUAGUUUUUUCCUUAUGAUUAAAGUAGUCUCAAGUUAUGAAAAGUAGCUGUAGUUUUUGUAUUCUGAAAGCUCAUACUUUUUUUCUGCAUAUUUAGUUGUUAUAAUAUUCAUUAAUGAGCAAAAGUAAUGCUUUGUAUGCAGAAUACUGAAAUUCAUUAACUGCAUGUUUAGAGUUAGCUUGCAAGGGUCACAAAGGCGGGAAGAAUAAAAAAAAACAACUUUUUUACUUUGAAAAAUCUUCAUAUGCUUUUAAGAAAAAAUACUUUAUACACAAAUAAACAUUGUGUAAGCCAGA
Messenger RNA from Antechinus flavipes (yellow-footed antechinus), 1585 nucleotides. RefSeq names its product heat shock protein nuclear import factor hikeshi (gene HIKESHI). Gene Ontology annotation, biological process: protein import into nucleus. NCBI's taxonomy places the organism in Eukaryota, Metazoa, Chordata, Mammalia, Dasyuromorphia, Dasyuridae. The record is from RefSeq and is a predicted model, not a curated record. Bases 216 to 809 code for a protein of 197 amino acids. Gene Ontology annotation, molecular function: Hsp70 protein binding; nuclear import signal receptor activity. The transcript is spliced from 5 exons. Gene Ontology annotation, cellular component: cytosol; nucleus.